UCAGUCCGAGCCUGUGGCUGGGGCUCGGGGUUUAAUUUGAGAUUUUAGACUCAAGGGCCCUGAAUAUCCUUAAUCCCACAGUCUGUACAGCUGAGCUGACGGGACGGGCCUGGCUUUCCCACAGCACGGUUAACACACAAACCUGUACACGGGCAGUGCACUAACGAGCAGUUUGCCCCUCAGUAUGAGCUGUGAACUAACAGGCUAACGUGAUAAUGCAGGCCUGUUCUUACUUCUUCUUUAUACGUAAUACAUAUAAACACAGUGAAAAUUUAUAUUUCACUAUGUAUAUGUAGUCAAAGUUUCAACAUCGUAAAUGUGUUAAACAGAGGCUUUAGAUAGGCUUUUCACUAGGGUUAAAAUGUGACUAUGGAAUUCAAAAUACAUUUUAAAAACCCCUUAUUUUAUACGUUUGUAUUGUAGAAACAAUCACUUCUGCCUGGGCCGGAAAUCUUCCAUCUGUGUCAGCUUUAGACAGACCUAAAAUCGGGCGGGCCCGGCUGGGGCUGAGGGGGCUCCUCCUGAGGGAGGGACGCGCUGGGGCCACUCCCGCAAACCCCGCGGGCCUGAGGGGCUGUUUCACGGCAGCCGCCUCAGCCGGCGGCGCUUUCCCUCCCUUCCCUGUGGAAUCCAUUGAUUCCCGUCAGGCAGAGCCUGGCGAGCACCCUGGAAACAGCUCUUCAUUCCUGGGAACAGUUUUUUUAAAGCCAGAGCAUCUCCCCUGGUUAUGGUAACCCGAAGGUUGCAGUGCCCUGCCCUGCCAACUCCAGCACAGGUAAACCCUAUUAGAAGAUUGAAUUAGUGCAACCUGCUUGUAGUAAACAUGUGAACGUACUGAAGAAGGGGGAGCUAAUUACAGGAGAACAGCCCAAAAUAUCAGUGAAAGGAACAGUUCAAAACCACAAGAAAGAAAUCAGUGUUGAAGCUUUCCAGAUGCCCAGACUGUCUGCAGAGAUUCACUGCCCCGUUUGGAGGAGACCCAGGGUGAAGGCACAGAGCCAGCAGCUCGGUCUUGAACGAUUCCACAGCGUAGCAAUCCUUGGAUUUAAUUCUCCAGAAUGGUUCAUCUCAGCUGUUGGAGCUGUUUUUGCUGGAGGAAUUGUCACAGGAAUAUAUGCAACCAAUUCUCCAGAGGCCUGUCACUACAUUGCUCAUGACAGCAAAACCAAUAUCAUGGUUGUGGAAAAUCAGAAACAACUGGACAAGAUAAUGCAGAUCUGGGAUCGCUUGCCACACUUGAAAGCUGUUGUGCUAUAUAAGGACUCCCUUCCAGAGACACAUCCAGAUUUAUAUACGAUGGAGGACUUCCUGGAGCUGGGACAUGACAUAUCUGAUGCUACUCUGGAUGAUAUUAUUAACUCUCAAAAGCCUAAUCAAUGCUGUGUACUGAUAUACACCUCUGGGACAACUGGGAAGCCCAAAGGAGCCAUGCUGAGCCAUGACAAUAUAACCUGGACAUCAGCACACUGCAGCAGAGCAGCAGGUAUGCAACCUGCAGAGGUCCAGCAGGAGUCUAUAGUCAGUUAUCUCCCUCUCAGCCACGUCGCUGCACAGAUGUAUGACCUGUGGACUGGUAUCAAAUGGGGAGAGCAGGUCUACUUUGCUGAGCCAGAUGCUCUGAAGGGCAGCUUGAUCAACACACUAAAAGAAGUGCAGCCAACAGCUCACAUGGGAGUCCCCCGAGUAUGGGAGAAAAUCAUGGAGAAAUUAAAGGAUGCUUCUGCUCAGUCAGGAUUUGUGAAGAAGAAAAUGCUGUCAUGGGCUAUGUCCCUUAGCUUAGAGAGGAACCUGAAUGGCUCAAACAGCAGUGACCUAAAGCAGCUCUGGACAAGGUUGGCAGACUACCUCGUGCUUGCAAAAAUCCGCAGUGCUCUGGGGUUUUCCUGCUGUCAGAAGCACUUCUGUGGGGCUGCUCCUCUCACCACAGAAACACUGUAUUUUUUCCUGGGUCUGAACAUCACCCUGUAUGAGGCCUAUGGGAUGAGUGAGACCACAGGCCCACAUUGCCUGUCUGGGCCUUACAUUUACAGGCAGCACAGCUGUGGUAAACCAGUCCCUGGAUGCAGAGUGAAACUGGUGGACAAGGACACAGAAGGCAACGGAGAAAUCUGCUUCUGGGGAAGGACUGUUUUCAUGGGUUAUUUAAAUAUGGAAGACAGAACAAAAGAAGCCUUCGAUGAGGAGGGUUGGCUGCAUUCUGGAGAUUUAGGAAAGCUAGACAAGGAUGGCUUUCUCUAUGUCACUGGAAGAAUUAAAGAUUUGAUUAUUACAGCUGGAGGUGAAAACGUGCCUCCAAUUCCAAUUGAAGAUGCUGUUAAAAAAGAGCUCCCAAUUGUUAGUAAUGCUAUGGUGAUUGGGGAUAAAAAGAAGUUUUUGUCAAUGUUCCUGACCCUAAAGAGUGAGCUGGACCCAGACACAUCUGAUCCCACUGACAUUCUCACUGAGCAAGCCAGAGACUUCUGCCAGAAGAGUGGCAGUAAAGCCACCAAGGUGUCUGAGAUUGUAGCCACCAGAGACCGGGCGAUCUACGGGGCCAUCCAGGAGGGAAUCAACAGAGUCAACAGGAACGCCACCAACAGGGUCCACUGCAUUCAAAAAUGGAUAGUCCUGCCAAGGGACUUCUCCAUUUCUGGGGGAGAACUAGGUCCAACAAUGAAGCUGAAACGGCUCACAGUGCUCGAGAAAUACAGGAAUGAAGUAGACUCCUUCUAUGAAGAGUAGGAAGUCUUUCAUCCAAGCAUUAAGAAAGAUCUGUGAGCAAAAGAAAGUAUUUUCUAAUCAAAAGCAUUAAUGGAGAUUUAUGCCUUUUUUGGGUCUGUAGUCUCUUGAACCAAACCACUAAAGCUGCUGUGUCAGUUUAGUUGUUCCUGAUACUCACCUGAUCAUUUGUCCUCUUUUUACAGAAGCAUCUACAGUGUGUCCAUUUUCUAAUACAUUUUUACUUUAUGACCUAAAUGAUUAAAACAUCCUUCUGUGUUGUAUAAACUGGGUAUAACUAAUUAAUUCCUCUAGACUGAAAAACUGUUCUUUUAUAUAGUGAUUUUCCUAUUUCCCUUUUUCCCUGUUGUUCCACAGGCCAUUGCCCAUAGCUCAGGAUACAUUUUGGUAGUUGGCAGUACUGCUCAAUAAAACUGCCAGACCACUCCACUGAGAAUUAUUUAAAAAAAAAAAAAAAAAAUCAAAAGGGCUGAA
Messenger RNA from Chiroxiphia lanceolata (lance-tailed manakin), 3192 nucleotides. It is a transcript of the gene ACSBG1, whose product is annotated as acyl-CoA synthetase bubblegum family member 1. The transcript is spliced from 15 exons. Bases 934 to 2721 code for a protein of 595 amino acids. Gene Ontology annotation, cellular component: endoplasmic reticulum; membrane. The record is from RefSeq and is a predicted model, not a curated record. Gene Ontology annotation, molecular function: long-chain fatty acid-CoA ligase activity. NCBI's taxonomy places the organism in Eukaryota, Metazoa, Chordata, Aves, Passeriformes, Pipridae.